Messenger RNA from Amoebophrya sp. A25, 2603 nucleotides. The record is from the annotation of a GenBank genome assembly. NCBI's taxonomy places the organism in Eukaryota, Dinophyceae, Syndiniales, Amoebophryaceae.
CACCACUGACAGCAGCAGUUCUUGCACAAACUGGUUACAUAAACUUGAGAACUUUUCAUCUUUACCUAUCAAAAGGCAUUGAUUGUUUUCAAUACUGAUUAAAUGACUAUCUAAGAUUUACCCGCUUGUUUUCAAUUCUGAUUAAAUCUAUCGUUUACCUUUACCUAGAAGUAGCAAAAAAAAAUGGCGCGUUUGGUUUACUUGAAGGAGUCUGAAUAUAAAGCGCAGAAAGCGCUAGUGGCUGCAAAAUUCUGCGGGAUCAAGUUGGAAUCGAAACAAUACAAUGCAGCGACCGAUAGUAUGGGUACAAUUACAACUUAUCUUUGUGUCAUAUUAGAGCUAGAAGAAAUCCAUCUUCAGCGGCAUCUUCCGUCUUUUUUCCCUUGAGAAACGGGACCAAGAUGCCUGUGAGGAUGGAUUUCUUCUAGCCUUAAUCAUAGUAGUUUUUUCGUUCUUGUAUGUCUAUUUGUAAAUUUCUAGUUGAGAACAAAUACAGGAGGAAAAGAGGUGUCCUCAUGAGUACCGCGAACUCUUUUCUUCUAAAAAGCACAAACACAAACACAAACAUCUACCCCAAACACAAACAUCUAUCCCGAAAAUACAGACCACAAUCCGUGGAAGCGAUUGCCAUUUCUAGAGACGGAAGGAGGUGUUAUCGCCAACAGUAACGCAAUUGCGCGUUACGUUGCUCGCAUGCGACCUGACUGUUCGCUUUUCGGGUCGAAAUUUAGUGUUAAGGCUGUUAAAAGGACUCAUAUAAUUAAAGAAGCACAAUGCACACCCGUCAAUAUAAUUGGCUGGGUAUAUCAUCAUCAUCGUCAUCUUUGGACGUAUCCUUGGAACUACGUAUGGAGGAGUAUCCACCUAAGGGAAUAAUACUCUCCCAUAGUACUUUUCAAGGAUGCACUUGAAAGAUGAAUUACGGACAGCUCUAAUAGUGAAGCCUGCCAAGUCGAUUCGUGGAUGGAGUUUUGCACCCGCGAAGUAGAAGUCCCAGCUGGAGUGCUUGUGUACUUUGAUGUUAUACAUAGUUACUUGUGACAAUGUCGUACUGUCGUACUGGGACAAGAAGGAACUGUUGAAGCUAACUUUUUUCAUGGGUACCUACACGACUAAAAAUCUCUCUGUCUUGGUUCCUAAUCAUGUGAUUACGAUCGACUUCCGAGAUUCAUCAUUGCGUAACAAAAAUGAUUCUACAAUAAUCAACAGGUGGUCUCAUUUGAAGUACAUCGAUACUCCGGCACCAGCGACUUUGACCUCGGCCGCAGCUGAUCUUACGGCAGCACUCUCUCUUAUGGAGACUCAAUUAAGCAAGACCGCAUUCCUUGUCGGUCGAGAGGUACCAAAUGUCAUCUUAAUAUCUUGCUUGAUGGCGUCCUCGUUCAAGAACCAGGAUGAGUACAACUAUGCUGAACUUCAACUUCCGCUGUUCGAACAAGACGAAAUAUUUCAACUUAUUUUUCACUUCCUUGGAAUAUGUUUUUUGACUAUCUAAGGUUCACAAGCUUACUUUUCACUUCCUUUACGCAAAACAACAAUCAAUCACAAUGUCUUCCUGUACUUCUUUCUUCAUCUUCCACCACACACUUCACAAAGGUCACUCUUGCGGAUAUCGCUUUGGUGUGCAGUUUAGCGGAUGUUUUUCGCUAUGCUCUGGACGAGACCUAUAGAAAGCAGUUUCCGAACCUAAUGGCUUGGUACGGCAAGUGUCUUGACCUUCCGCAAUUCCAGUCUGUGCUUCCUGCAAAAGUGGAAAUGUGCAAAGAGUCGACGUUUUCUCCGCCUGCACGUGGGGCGUCGACCACAGGUGGGGCAAAGGUGACAGCGCCAGCACAAGCACCAAAAGCUGCUGCUCCUGCACAGGCACCCAAGGCUGCUCCUGUGCCGAAAGUGAAAUCCACCCCAGCACCGAAAGCAACAGCAGCUCCGAAAGCUACCCCAGCAGCAGCUCCAGCCGCAGCUCCAGCCGCAGGUGCAGAAUUGAAAGGCACACCAGAAGAACAGGCUGCUUUGCAGGCAGCGAAGGACAAAGUCCGAGAAUUGAAAGCAGCAGGUGCCGAUAAAGCGGCUGUGGAAGCCGCCGUGGCGGAUAUGAAGCGUUUGAAGGAAGUCUGCGGUGAAGUCGACCCGCCGAAAAAGAAGAAGAAAUAAAUGCUUUUUAAGGGAAAAGACGAAGAAGGUUACAUACACGUGCUUCUCAAUUCACAGAUCGAAGAUUAAGAGGUGCUCUAGCAGGGAGGGAGAAGAUAACAUAGAUGAAUCAUAAGGCAAUUCUUACUGUCAUUUGUUGAAUUUAUUUAAAUAUUCGAGGUCAAACAUCACUAUCAUGAGAAGGAGACUCCAAUGCAUGACUACGGAUUUUAUCGCGACACCUCCAUAUUACGAUCGAAUUGAAGUAUUUGUGCCCCACUUCUGAAGACCCAUCCCAAAACUUCUUUUUGCAGACAGAUACAACGCACUUGCUGCUGCAUUUGUUGAGUCAAAGUUUAUCAGGUAAACAAACACAAACACUUCUACUCCCCAUCCUCUGAGAGGAAGAAUAAAGACUUCUCUCGAAGUAGGUUGGUGGUUUACCAUACAUGUGCUUUGAGAGUUGUUCAGAA